GAAACGGGGUCGCACGUUUGUGCGCAAAUAUACCAUCUAUUACGGUCACGUAGCCGUUAACGCCACACUGACACACCACAUCACCGUCACCACCGGCGUGCACCGACCGAGUAGUGAGUACUAAUCAAGAUGGCGACCGAGGGUCAGUUCGAGUACGAGUCGGUCCUCUGUGUCAAACCUGAAGUCAACGUUUACCGAAUCCCACCGAGAGCAUCCAACCGGGCUAUCAGGGCUGCUGAUUGGAAGCUGGACGCUCCUGACUGGACAGGACGCAUGCGUCUGACAGCCCGGGGCAAAGUGGCCUACGUGAAAUUGGAAGACAAAAUCUCUGGGGAGCUGUUUGCCCAAGCACCAGUGGACGAGUUCCCUGGCAUCGCAGUGGAAACAGUCAGUGACUCAAGCCGUUACUUUGUGCUCCGCAUUCAGGAUGACAACGGUCGCAGUGCCUUCAUAGGCAUAGGUUUUGGAGACCGAGGCGAUGCCUUCGACUUCAAUGUUGCACUCCAGGACCACUUCAAGUGGGUAAAACAGGAAACUGAAUUGACCAAGCAGGCACAGGCUCCAGACAACACUCCUAAACUCGACCUUGGCUUCAAAGAAGGACAGACCAUCACUCUCAAUAUUGGGCAAUCAAAAAAGAAGGACAGGUCUCGUCCUCAGAGUUCAGGUGGCUUUGGGCUUCUUCCACCUCCUCCUGGGGGAAAGUUAGCCCCACCUCCUUCAUCCAGAUCUACCAAUCAUAGCAUACAACCAUCCGCAGCAGGAAGUGAAACUGGUACUUUGCUGGAUCUGGACUCCAGUAAUUCCAACUCAGCGGCUCCAGUCAACCCCACCACCUCAGCCAGCUCUGACCUGUGGGGAGACUUUGACCCUGUAUCCCCGAAGUGAGGAGAGAUUCGUUUUGUUUUGCUCCCUCUAAUCUCUCUGUAAAUUAAUGCAGCAAUUUUUGCAACCUUGCUUUCCCCUUUAUGGGGUCCCAUAUCUCUCCCUGCCAAGCAGGAUAAACCCCUGUUGUGGUUAGUUUUAAGUUCACUUCGUCAUGGCUUUUGUUCUUAGUCAGAGAUACACCCAGACCCAAUAAUCUAUCUCCACCAACUCUUCCUCCCCAGCCUUCUUGGCCAUCCUCUUCCCUCUUUCCUUCUGGGUAUGUUGUCUCACUUUAGGUCUCUAGUUUGCAUUCUCCUGUUUAAAGUCUGCCUUUCUCUCCUUUCUCUCCCUCCCAAUGUUUUAUUUUCUGAUUUUUAUUGUAGAGUUUACAUAAUAGAAAUAUGAUCAAGGGAGACAUAAUGAGAAACAUCGUAUGAAAUGAAAUAUAAUUAACUAUAGGAAUGAAUGAAUUUUAUGUACAGAGAUUACUUAUUUUAAAUGUAUAUAUUGUCUGUGGUUUCUAAUUAUUGUCAUUGGUGUUGUCACCUGUAUGUACUGUAACUUAUACUUCUCCAAGUCCUCAGCAGUGGGACUGACUAUAUGCACUGACUGGCAGUCUAGUCUGUCUGUGUAGUUAGUAAUGCAUAAAGUCUGCAUUAUCGCAGGGAUUGUUCAAGUCACAGACACAGGUUACAGUGAAGUUUACCACAAAAUGAUUUUACUUGAAAGAGGCGAGUUAAGCUAUAGCUGAUUUACAGAAUAUCUGUGCACUCUAGCACUCUCUGGGGGCUCCUGUAGCUCUACAACAUCAUUUAGAAAGAUGUCAAAUAGAGCUGUUGAACUCAUAUUUCACUGGGGGUGGAUCCUGGCGCUGUGUGCAAUUUUGUUUAAACUGUAGAUCAGUACAAAGAGACAGGGAGGUAGGGAUGUUGUAUGUGAUUGGGUCUUAGCAAAAGAAAAAGAGGCAUCAAGUGCUUUUAUCUUCGCCUCAAGGGGAAGCCGAGAAGAUUUAGUCCGUGUUAUGUCAUCUCUUCUCAGCACAGCUGUUAAAGCUGUGACUGGUGAGUCAUGUAGGUCAUGAUCUCUCUUCUGCUCAAUGAAUAGGUUUGUGUUUCUGCGCUGCCCCUUAAGCCUGGGGAGCAGCUUCAUCCUUUGAAUUCAUUGUUAUGAGAAGGUGAUCAGGUCAUAGAUCUCGACUGCAACGUCUCGCACUGCACUGACGAGUUUUAACUGUUAAUUCCUUGUUAAGCUUUGAUGUUUUCAAUGGUAUUUGGAUGCAGAGAAAUUCAAUGUGGGACCAAGCUUGUAUGUGUUUUUGUUGUGACAUUGUUACAUGUGAUGCACUGCUGCACUGGUAUCACAUGCUCAUGUGUGGUGACAGUGACAAGUGGCGCGAGGUGGAUGUUGACUGGAAUGCACAGAGAUUGUGUGAGUCUAAAGUCCUACCGAUGUUUGUCAGUGUUUGUUUACUGUUUAACUUAUAUGCAUCCCUCCCAAAUGUUCCCUGUUAUACAAGCUGUAUGUGUGUAUGGAAAUAUAUAUGGAAUUGAAUAUGCAAAGAAAAACACAGAUAUCACUCAUA
Messenger RNA from Scatophagus argus, 2449 nucleotides. RefSeq names its product adaptin ear-binding coat-associated protein 1-like. Gene Ontology annotation, biological process: endocytosis. Bases 130 to 888 code for a protein of 252 amino acids. The transcript is spliced from 7 exons. Gene Ontology annotation, cellular component: clathrin vesicle coat; membrane. Lineage: Eukaryota; Metazoa; Chordata; Actinopteri; Scatophagidae. The record is from RefSeq and is a predicted model, not a curated record.